AUGAUAUCUAAGGCUGUGCACUUAGAAGCCGUCUCGGAUUUAACAGCUAAGGGCUUUAUCGCAGCCUUUCGCUGUUUCGUGUCUCGUCGCGGUCACUGUACAGCCUUAUACAGUGAUAAUGGUACCAAUUUCGUCGGCGCCGAUAAAGAGUUGCGUGAAAUGCUGAAUAGUGUCAAGUCUAAGCUACCCGAUGAAAUCAACAAACUGCUUGCUAUUGAAAGAACAACGUGGCACUUCAUACCUCCACACUCUCCCAAUUUUGGAGGCCUGUGGGAAGCAGGAGUUCGAUGCAUGAAGUCACAUCUAAAACGAGUGAUAGGUGAUUCAAAGCUAACCUUCGAAGAACUUUCUACAGUUCUAGCACAAAUCGAGGCGUGCUUAAAUUCACGUCCACUUUCCUAUAUAAGUGACAAUCCUGAGGAUCCAUUACCACUAACCCCAGGUCACUUUUUGGUGGGUGAGCCCUUGAUAGUAGUACCAGAAGAAAAUUACUCAAAUAUACCACUAAACAGACUACAAAGAUGGAAAUUCGGUCAAAGAAUGGUAAACGAAUUUUGGAAAAGAUGGUCAGAAGAGUAUUUAGUCACGCUAAACCAAAGGUAUAAAUGGAAUACAAAGAAGAUUGAGCCUGAGAUCGAUAAUGUGGUAAUAAUAAAGGACCAUAAUCUUCCUCCAGUCAAAUGGUUGCUUGGAAAAGUCAUCGAAAAACAUCCUGGAGCAGAUAACAUCACAAGAGUUGUGUCUAUAAAAACUAAGAAUGGUAUUUGUAAGGAUGAUUUCGAAUAA
This is a messenger RNA of Parnassius mnemosyne (clouded apollo), 786 nucleotides long. Lineage: Eukaryota; Metazoa; Arthropoda; Insecta; Lepidoptera; Papilionidae. The record is from the annotation of a GenBank genome assembly.